AUGGUGGAAUGUAGAAAACCCAGAUGUUUUAAAUGUGGAAAGAAGGGCCAUGUUAGGUCCGAAUGCAAGAGUGGUGAAGAAAAAGAAAAAGAGGAGAACAACAUUGAAGAAGACUCGGAAGAUGAAACUACAGAGAAUGGAAAACCAGAAGAAAGCACAGAAGAAGAAAAUGAGAGCGGAAAUAAAGAAGAGACGGAAUGGAAGAGAGCUGGUAGCAAAAGGAAAUUAAACAGAAAUGUUAAAUCAUUGGCAAAAAUGCAAACUCAAAGAAGGCAUGAAAAAGCCAAAAAAUCAAAAACAAAAGAAAUACGAGAAAAAGAAUUUCUAUAUAUGGCGGUUCGAACCUCAAACUAA
Messenger RNA from Octopus sinensis (East Asian common octopus), 354 nucleotides. Its product is annotated as protein SREK1IP1-like. The transcript has a single exon. Bases 1 to 354 code for a protein of 117 amino acids. Gene Ontology annotation, molecular function: zinc ion binding; nucleic acid binding. NCBI's taxonomy places the organism in Eukaryota, Metazoa, Mollusca, Cephalopoda, Octopoda, Octopodidae. The record is from RefSeq and is a predicted model, not a curated record.